Aspergillus aculeatus ATCC 16872 is the source of this 741-nucleotide messenger RNA. RefSeq names its product oxidase ustYa family protein. Gene Ontology annotation, biological process: mycotoxin biosynthetic process. The transcript has 4 exons. The coding region runs from base 1 to 741 and encodes 246 amino acids. The record is from RefSeq and is a predicted model, not a curated record. NCBI's taxonomy places the organism in Eukaryota, Fungi, Ascomycota, Eurotiomycetes, Eurotiales, Aspergillaceae.
AUGUCUGACUCGAGAGACUUUGAGCCCUCGACAGAUGACGGCCAGGAAAGUGCUUCCAAUGAUAGGCGCGUUCUCAUGCGACAUCAGACCUUACGCGGCUGGAAAAAGCAUAUACUGAGCCCAGUGGUCAUCACCCUCAUUGUCCUCUGUCUUCUUGUGUGCGGAUUAAUUGUUGCUGUCCUGGUAAAACUUCAUCCUACUGAUGGCCAAUGCUCGCGGCAACUGUCAUCUUGGUCACCUGCACUCGAUGCCGUUGAGUAUAUCGACUAUGACUUUGACGGUGCCUUCAAUGCUACUAGCAUAUACCGUGGGCCUCCGACCCAUGAAAGAGAAUCCGCCUGGUUCAACCUGACGUACAAGCAUGCUGUUGAAAUCCCUCCCGAGAAGCUCAGUGCUCUGAACAAGUCUGAAGCGGAUCACCUGCAACAUGUUCCACCAGAAGUUGGGCCUGGAUACAUUGGGCUUCUUGAGAACAUUGUGCGCAUGUACACCUGGUGGCAGGCAGGUAAGUAUGACGAGCCGCCUGAGGGUCUGGUGCGAAACGAGCUGAAAAACCGCAUUCAUGUGGACCACUGCAUCGAGUCGCUGAGAGUUGCGCUCAUGUGCCAAAGUGACGUUUCCUUGCUCUACGUCCAGAUUGGGGGUGCGGCCGGAAUUCGGGCAGACUUUGCCUCUCACCAUCGAUGUAGGGACUUCCGGAGGAUAGAGGAGUGGAUCGACGAGAACUGGACCGUAGUAUGA